This is a messenger RNA of Corythoichthys intestinalis (scribbled pipefish), 1760 nucleotides long. Its product is annotated as kynurenine--oxoglutarate transaminase 3-like. Bases 73 to 1716 code for a protein of 547 amino acids. The record is from RefSeq and is a predicted model, not a curated record. Gene Ontology annotation, cellular component: mitochondrion; cytoplasm. Lineage: Eukaryota; Metazoa; Chordata; Actinopteri; Syngnathiformes; Syngnathidae. The transcript is spliced from 12 exons. Gene Ontology annotation, biological process: biosynthetic process. Gene Ontology annotation, molecular function: L-kynurenine:2-oxoglutarate transaminase activity; pyridoxal phosphate binding.
ACGAUUCAAUCGACACGAGAGGCGAGGAUGCUGCAGUGACUUUAAAAAAAUAGAAAAAGUAACGUUUACCUCAUGCGAUGUUUACCUUGCUUUGGAGGUUGUCUUUUUUCCCCUCCCUUCUUAAAAAGCGACCAGGUUGGCUCUAUUCGUCAUCGUCGUGACGCGGCGAUUCUCGUUCUGCUGCCUCCGGGCUCGGAAUGCCCGCUUGUCCGCCUUCGGGGGUCCGCCGUGCGGGCGUGGAUGCGCGACGUGGGCGGAGACGGAGAAGACGCCGACCGCGGGGCGUGGAUUGCCGAACUGGAAACCCGAGUGCACCCGAAUUUAGCCGAACAGGCAGAGUUCACUGGUUGCCUCCCAACGAAGCAAAUUUUGCAUCCGACUCCAGAUCAAUUGCUACUCAUAUCCAGCCGCAUUUGUACGAGUGUCACAGUCAAACUGGAUACAACCAUGGCGUCUCCGUCUCGACAUGGACCUUCCAAGAGGAUUGAAGGAUUUCAGAAGUCCAUAUGGUUGGAAAGCUGGUUGAAGGCCGCCUCGUCGGCAGUCAACCUGGGCGCCGGAUCCCCGGACACGCCAGUACCACGUGAAAUCAAAGAGGCCCUGGUGAAGACAGUCUCUGUGGACAAGUUGAACCAGUAUACAAGAGCAUUUGGCCACCCUGCGUUGGUGGAGGCCAUCUCUUUGCUUUACGGCAAAUUGUACGGGCGUCCCAUUGACCCUCUCAAGGAAAUCCUGGUGACGGUGGGUGGUUACUGUUCCUUGUGCUGCACGAUGCAGGCUCUGGUGGACGACGGGGAUGAAGUCAUCAUCAUAGAACCCUUCUUUGACACUUACGUGCCAAUGGUUCGCAUGGCGGGGGCUAAACCUGUGCUGAUACCGCUACGACUUAAACCCGGUUAUAAAGCCAACUCCAGUGCCGACUGGUACCUGGACCCGGAUGAGCUGGCCAGUAAAUUCAGCUCGAAAACCAAGGCUAUCAUCAUCAACAACCCCCACAACCCCACCGGGAAGGUUUUCACCAGAGAGGAAUUACAAAUAAUCGCUGAUUUAUGCAUCAAACACGACACGCUGUGCUUCAGCGACGAGGUUUACGAGUUUUUCAUCUUUGAUGGACGCCAGCACCACAAGAUCGCGACUUUGCCCGGCAUGUGGGAUCGAACCAUCAGCAUCAGCAGCGCUGGGAAGACCUUUAGCAUCACCGGAUGGAAGAUUGGCUGGUCCAUUGGACCAGAACACCUGAUCAAGCAUCUUCAUACCGUCUUCGAGCACAUGGUGCACCACAGUCCAACCAUGUUGCAGGAGGCCCUGGCGCAACUGUUACUCGUGUAUUACAAGCAAAUGGGUCGUCCUGAGUGUUUUUUCAAGGCGCUGGCCCGAAACAUGGAAGGCAAGCGGGACCACCUAGCGACCAUGCUGCGGGAAGCAGGGUUCCUGCCCGUCAUCCCCGAGGGAGGUUUCUUCAUAAUGGCGGAUGUGUCAGAGCUUGACUUGCCACACGACAACAAUGGCGAGGACGAAGCCUACGACUACAAGUUUGCCAAGUGGAUGAUUCAGAAAAAGAAACUGGUCAGCAUUCCCGUGACGGCGUUUGUUGGGCAGGAAUCCAGCAAGGCUUUUGAGAAAUAUGUUCGAUUUUGCUUUUUCAAGUGUGAUGAGACUCUAAAUGCAGCUGAGAACAUCCUGAAGAAUUGGAAGUCGGCAGGAAACAGUGGUUAAAGAGGACUUUAGUGUUUUUGUCUGGCAUAUUUUGUGACAGUAAU